Messenger RNA from Echinops telfairi (small Madagascar hedgehog), 1593 nucleotides. It is a transcript of the gene LDHAL6A, whose product is annotated as lactate dehydrogenase A like 6A. Gene Ontology annotation, biological process: carboxylic acid metabolic process. The record is from RefSeq and is a predicted model, not a curated record. Bases 35 to 1033 code for a protein of 332 amino acids. Gene Ontology annotation, cellular component: cytoplasm. The transcript is spliced from 7 exons. NCBI's taxonomy places the organism in Eukaryota, Metazoa, Chordata, Mammalia, Afrosoricida, Tenrecidae. Gene Ontology annotation, molecular function: L-lactate dehydrogenase (NAD+) activity.
AGACGCUGUUUCUGUUCACUGUUAGGUGUCCCAGAUGGCAACGUUGAAGUGUGAGCUUAUUAAGAACAUUACGACAGAGAAAGUCGUUCAGCACAAUAAGAUCUCUAUUGUAGGGACCGGAUCCGUUGGCAUGGCCUGUGCGAUUAGCAUCAUACUCAAAGGACUAAGUGAUGAACUUGCCCUUGUGGAUACUGAUGAAGCAAAACUGAAGGGUGAGGUCAUGGAUCUUCAGCAUGGCAGCUCUUUUGUGAAAAUGCCAAAUAUUGUUUCCAGCAAAGAUUACAAGGUCACUGCAAACUCCAAUCUCGUGAUUAUCACAGCGGGUGCACGCCAGGAAAAGGGAGAAACACGCCUUAAUCUAGUCCAUCGAAAUGUGUCCAUCUUUAAAUUAAUGAUUUCUAAUAUUACUCAGUACAGUCCCCACUGCAAACUGAUUGUUGUUUCCAAUCCAGUGGAUAUAUUGACGUAUGUGACCUGGAAGCUGAGUGCCUUUCCCAAAAACCGUAUCAUUGGAAGUGGCUGUAAUCUGGACACUGCCCGUUUCCGUUUCCUAAUUGGGCAAAGACUUGAUAUCCACCCAGAAAGCUGUCACGGGUGGAUCCUUGGAGAGCAUGGAGACUCAAGCGUUCCUGUGUGGAGUGGGGUGAACAUCGCUGGUGUCGCUUUGAAGAGUCUGAACUCUGAUCUAGGAACCGAAAAAGACCAGGAGCGGUGGAACAAUGUCCAUAAGGAAGUGAUUGCCAGUGCCUAUGAUAUUAUUAAAAGGAAAGGUUAUACUUCUUGGGCCAUUGGCCUGUCUGUAGCUGAUUUAGUGGAAAGCAUUUUGAAGAAUCUUAGGAGAGUGCAUCCAGUUUCCACCAUAAUUAAGGACCUCUAUGGAAUAAAGGAAGAAGUAUUCCUCAGUGUUCCUUGUGUCUUGGGACAGAAUGGCAUCACGGACGUUAUCAGUGUAAACCUGACUCCUGAAGAAGAGGCCCAUUUAAAGAAGAGUGCAGACACACUUUGGGGAAUUCAGAAGGAGCUCAAACUUUAAAGUUGACCAAUCCAAUCCCCUCCAGCUUUUAAAGAAAAAAUAAUUAUUAUAGGAUAAUAUAUGCCAAACUUUUGAAGAAAUCUUAAUUCCUAAAAGUUGGAAAUAGAAAAGGAUAGUGUGACUCCACUGUUAAUUUAACCCUCCCUUUCUCUCAGAUGCUAGACAUUAACGGGCUUGCAUAGAGGCGGUAUUGUUACCCAUGCUGCACCAUCAGCUCCCAUGACUCUAUGUAGCCAGGUGGUCCAAAGGAAUGUAUGACAUCUAUGUUUACUGUGUUAGAGAAAUUGGUUUUUUAUUUUUGCCAAGGACAUGCUAUUUCUUUAGUUCUGGCUACCUUAUUAUACCUAGGUUCAUUUAUAUACUGUUAAAAAGUGGUUAUAACUUAUUCAAUGUAUAAGUGAAAGCUAUGUAUAUAAAAAUAAUUAGUUCUAAUCCUAAUACUAAAUAAAAACCUUGGUUUGACCUUGCUACUUUUUGUUCUGAUUUAAUUUCUGUGAAUAGAUCUUGCCCUUUAUAGGAAGGCCUAAUUGUGAUGAGUGGACCACAGUUGGUCGUUCUUU